Messenger RNA from Phytophthora sojae, 3771 nucleotides. RefSeq lists its product as hypothetical. Gene Ontology annotation, molecular function: protein binding. Lineage: Eukaryota; Oomycota; Peronosporomycetes; Peronosporales; Peronosporaceae. The record is from RefSeq and is a predicted model, not a curated record. Bases 1 to 3771 code for a protein of 1256 amino acids. The transcript is spliced from 3 exons.
AUGAAUCUGAGCCCGCUGCUGGGCCUGGUCGUCCCCGGGGAGGGCCCUGUGGCCCUAGCGCUCUCCAAGGCGCAAGCGCUUUGUCUGCAGAUGAGCGAGCUCCAAAGUGCAAGCGAGCGGCUGCUCUCACGCCUCCAGAACCUGCUGGCAGAGCUUCAGAGAAUGGAGCGGGAGGACCAACUACCGUCUGCCAACUUACUCGAGUCAUACGCGGUUCUAGUCACCAGAUAUCUCCGCUUCCUGCAACUUAACAGCUGCAAGUCCCUCAUCUACCGAGUCGUCAAGAGCGCAGCAAUGGCGGGGGAGUUGCAGCAAUUGAACGAAAAAGUUGCGGAUCUGCUCGCGAAGUUGCUCGACGCCGACAUUGUGUCUUGGGAGACGCAGUGGCGAGCAGAUCGCUUCGUGCAGGACGCUGUGCUAGCUGCAACAUUAGACGAUUCAAGCCUGUGCUUUCGUGACCUCCAGAGCCCUCGAGCUCAGAUGGAGGCGCUGUUAACGUUGAAGUUCGAAGUGGAGAAGAAGAGCUCUCGGCAUGCAGAAGAGGAUCUGACACGGAUGAGGAUGUUGGUGGGGAAGAUUGGGAGCGUGUCGAGAAUGACUGAGGUGGCGUUACCGUCGUGGUUUAUUCCGGAUUACGAGGUGGAGUUGCAGUCGAAGCCGUUCGCUCGAGGGCGUUUAGCCUCGGUGUAUUACGGAGCGUGGGGUAACGAGUCGAAGGUGGUGGUCAAUCAAUUGUGUGUGGAUGAGUCGAGGAUGGAUGAAACAGCCUCCGAUGUGUUCUCGCUUGCCAUGUGCAUCAUCGAGUCUUCAACCGGUGUGCCCCCGUUUAGAUUCCUGUCAGAGAAGGAUGCCGGCGACAACGUUAGAAGAGGUGUUAUCCCAGAUAAGCCGGACGAGAUGGAUGCUGAUGAAUGGGGGCUCCUACUAAUGAUGACAAGUGUAGACCCAACGAAGCGAGUUAAACUCGACUAUGUCGUAGAGAAGCUGAAAGCCUUUGCUGAUCGAGAUCAAGUGUCGACACUUGAAGCUAUUGGCGCGUGCAGCUCAUGCUGUGCAGCGAUCUCGCCAGACUCUCGCUUUUGCUCAAGUCCUACCCAACAUGCAUUUCAGCCGGGCAAUCCUUUUCAAAUGGAUACUUCUCCAGAAUUUUUGCCGGAUAGCGGUGUUGUCUUUCUCCUGCAUGUUAUUGAGAUCGGCAGUGUUGACGACCAGGAACACGCGCUGGUAACUCUGUAUCAGACCUGUUUGUCGAGCUACCGACGCAAAUUUGUCUACGAUGUGAAUGGCGUAUCGAAGCUGAUUGGACUUGUCAAGCGUGGUCGCACUCACUUUCUGCGCGCAUGUGCACUUGGAAUACUGAGCUGGGCCGAGCUGGAUUCAAGAUUGCCCUUAAAAGAUCUUGAUUCGCUGCGUAAACUGGUUGGAGCUGCCACAUUGGAUGGAUGCAACGCUAUUGCAGCAAGUUUACGAGUUAUCAACCGCCCAAGUAAAAUUAAGGCGUUGGUCCACUGCGCGUGCAUUACUGGAGGAAGGAACGGAGCGAACAUGGAUGUGCUACGAAAUGCUGGUGUUGUAGCACCGCUUACCGCGUUGUUGAGGAAUGGCGAUCAAAUUCAGAAGCUACUAUCAAUUUGCGCUUUAGGGCGGCUUGCCGGUCAUAUCCGGAGCUGCGAGAUAAUGGCACAGAAUGGAGCUAUCGACGCCUUGCUAAGUUGUUUGCGAGCCGGGAGCGACGCACAGAAAGAACACUCGGCCGGGGCCUUGAGUCGGCUUACUGUCAGCAGAGAUUGCUGCAACAUGCUUGUAGAGAAAGGUGCGAUUCCACUUCUCGUCGGAUUGCUCCAGGCCUACAGCUCAGCUACAAGAUUCCAUGGCGCUUGUGUGCUAGGAAGCCUAGCUAUGAUCAAUGUGAAGAACAGAUCUGCGAUUAUUGCCCAUGGAGCGGUAGAUCCAUUCGUGGAACUUCUUCAAAGUGGGAAUGAAAGGCUGAAAACUCGAGUAGCGUGCACGCUGGCGAAUCUAACCGUGGACAAAACGAAUCGCGGUCUACUUGUACGCGCAGAUGUUAUUGAAGCCUUUGUGGCUUUACUUCAAGGCGGCGCCAAUUACUACAGGGGGCAAGCAGCGCGUGCUUUGGCUAACCUCGCCUUGGAUGAGAGUCACAUUGACGCUAUCACACAAGCAGGAGCAAUCCCAUUUAUCGUGAGUCUUCUUCGAUCCCACAGUCGUAAUGAAGCUGCGCGUGCUUUGGCUAAUCUGUCUUAUAAGCCGGAAAGCCGCUACGUCAUUAUGAAAGGUGCUAUCGAGCCUCUUGUGGAGAUGCUGCGAGAAACAAGGGACAACAUGUCAGAAUUAGCAGCAAGGGCGUUGGCGAACUUGGCCCUCGAUGCCAAUAGCCGCCGCGUGAUUGCAGAACUGGGCGCUAUCAAUCUCUUGGCCCGCCAGCUUGAUUUUGGAUCGGCCACUAUCAAGGAGUGCCAUUCAGUCCGAGCGUUGGCCAAUCUUGCUGCUGACGAAGCUUACCACAAAGAAAUUAUUCAAGCAGGAGCGGUACCGCAUUUUGUGGCGCAUCUGAAGGGCGAUGUCGUCAAGCUCAAAACUCAAGCAGUGCUAGCGUUUGCAAACUUGACUACGAGCGCUGAAAGUCGUAACGCAAUAGCGAAUGCAGAUGCCGUGGUACCGUUGGUAGCACUUCUGCGCAACGGGACAAACACCCAGAAGGACCACGCACUUCGAGCUCUAGCUAAUGUUGCUAUUGACAAGUGCAGUGCUGGGGUGAUAAAGGAGGCUGGGGCGAUCCCCCUUUUUACGGAGCUCUUACGUAGUGGUAGCAACAAACAACAGGACCACGCAGUUCGGGCAGUGGGAAGUGUGGCUGCGUUAGGGGGUGAAAUUGCUCGCUCAGGAGCUAUUGGGCCUCUAGUUGAGCUACUGCGAAAUGGAACUCAUAACCAGACGUUCUACGCUGGGUGUGCGCUGGCGGCUUCAGCUCUCAGUGGCGAAGGUCGCUCGACCAUCGUAGCUGAGGGAGCCGUUGAUGAUCUUGUCUCGCUAGUUCGAGACGGAUCUGAUUACCAGAAGAUCGGUGCGGCACAAGCGCUCAAUAAUCUGGUGGCUGAGCGCAACGUCGUCGAAACAGUUAAGACCGCAGGAGUGAUUCCGGACCUUGUGGCGCUCGUUGGAGCUCGAAAUGAGAAGUUGAACGAUUCAUUAGCUCGGACAUUGGAGAGAAUAUGCGGAGAGUCAGGAAAUCACAGUACCGUUGUAAGCGCUGGAGCAAUCUCGCUGUUCGCGGGUCUUCUUCGAUCUGGAACGAGGGAGCAGAAAGAAGAUGCAGCCCGGCGUUUGCAUCAUUUAACUGGUGAUGAGAACACAAGCCACAAUUUCGGAGAAGUCGUCCCGAAACUGGUGAAACUUCUCGACAGUACGGUAGAAGCGGUCAAGAAAUACGCGGUGUCGACUCUGGCCAACUUGGCGAGUAAUGACGUAAAUUGCGCUAAAAUCGCGAGCGGAGGUGGCAUCCCUCGUCUCGUGGGGAUUCUGCAAGAUGGGACAGACGACAUGAAGAGCGACGCAGUACGCGCUCUGGAGAGUUUGGCUAUGAACAAUCAAGCGAACCAGUCCGAAAUGAACGCCCUAGGGAUUGAUUCUUUGCUACUGGAGUUGCGUCAGACUGGAGAACCUACUCGAAGUGAUACUGCGCCACGCGCACUGGAGCGCAUGGAUGAAUGUGCCCCGGCACCUUUAAAGCGAAUGCGUCGUGAUACAUAA